AUGGUUAUGGUCGUCAUGAAGCAUCUGAAUCUGGAACAAGGAGAUAAUAUGGUGUUGGACUUGAGCUUUUCGGUGGUUUUUCCAUUGUUGCAGAUAUACCAUGCACGGUUUGGUUACUCCGAAGCAUUCCAACACGAUACUGAUCAGGUUCAGGCGCGUGCCCCAGUUUCGCAGGAUUCAGCCAAUGCUGAAGAGAAAACCAUGAGGAUGCAUCCUCGGAAGAACACACGCCCGAGUCAAUGGAAGGUGAAAUUUGCUCUAGGUCCUCUUGUCUUGUAUGCAGAAAGAAAAGGCCAAUCUGGUCAACACGAACAUAACGAGGAAGACACUUCUCCCUCUUCUUCUGCAUCAUCCACACUAGAUAAGGAGGUGAUGCUAGAAAAUUUAGAGGAAAGGAUAUAUAUGAAAAUAGUGAAUGCAAUGAAAGAACACCAUCAAACCACUGUACUUAAGAAAGUUGUGGAAAGAUACGAGGAGGAUAACCAAAUUUUGCAAAAACAGAACUAUGAGUUGACAGAGGAGCCAAGUGCUGCAACUGCAUCCUCGCAGUUAUACUGCAGCCUUCUUCACGAGGCUGAUCUAAACUAG
Molecule: messenger RNA, 588 nt
Organism: Oldenlandia corymbosa var. corymbosa
Lineage: Eukaryota; Viridiplantae; Streptophyta; Magnoliopsida; Gentianales; Rubiaceae
Source: the annotation of a GenBank genome assembly